This is a messenger RNA of Mesorhabditis spiculigera, 683 nucleotides long. Lineage: Eukaryota; Metazoa; Nematoda; Chromadorea; Rhabditida; Rhabditidae. The record is from the annotation of a GenBank genome assembly.
AUGAAGAACAAACACCGAAAUUUGGACGUGAUCCACCACGGUUUGGUCCUUAUUUCCGACGGAAAAGGGCGAGGAAGACCGUCUAGGCUAUUGCUGACGAAAGAUCAAAUAUCGAUUCAAAUCCCGGCUGACCUCGUGGUCGACGAGCCGUCAGUAGCUCCAGAAGAGACGGCCACCCGACAAGUUGUUAUCAAGAAGCGGAAGGAUGUGCCAGGCUUGGGGUUGAGCAUUCGGGGAGGCGAUCAGAACAGCAGCUUCCCGAUCGUGAUUUCGAAAAUUUUCCCGGAUAUGCCAGCCGAAGAAACCAAACAGCUCUUCGUCGGUGACGCUAUCGUCGAAGUAAACGGUGUUGGAGUUGAUGGAAAAUCACAUGAUGAGGUGGUCGACAUGCUCAAAAGCGACGCCGACGAGGUCACCCUAGGCGUUCGCCACUACACCAGUAUCGCACCAUAUUUAAAGCCUGCCGUAUCCCUACAGCCCGGGAGAAGCGGCAGUGCUUUGGAUAAGUUAUACGAGCCGAAUACUUGGAAGUCAGCGAUGAAAGCCCACUCGGAUUUGGGGUUGUAUGAAAAGAAACCUGACGGCAAGACGACGCAUCACGCAUCAUUAGGAACCCUUGAUCGUGAUGACGGAAAGUGGCGUACUAUCUCUACGAUUCCACUACCAAUGGCUUACAUUACGAG